This is a messenger RNA of Helianthus annuus (common sunflower), 1560 nucleotides long. Its product is annotated as uro-adherence factor A-like. The transcript has 4 exons. NCBI's taxonomy places the organism in Eukaryota, Viridiplantae, Streptophyta, Magnoliopsida, Asterales, Asteraceae. Bases 1 to 1560 code for a protein of 519 amino acids. The record is from RefSeq and is a predicted model, not a curated record.
AUGGCUAAAAAUAUGUAUGGUGAUCUGGUACCAGUUGCUCAGCUACCAGUAACCUGUGUCUCAAACACUGAUUUGUAUGGAAAUCCACUACCACCAGUUGCCUCACAACAAAGCUAUAGGUCUACUGGAUUACCAUCAUUUCUUGAUCCAAACUACAAUGGUCAAACAAAAACGGCGUUUUAUGCCAAAAUUGUCAAAGAUGCCAGCAAUGGUGAAUCCUCGGGAAAUUAUGACAGUUCUGAACAUGACGGUAGCUCAGUUGAAGAUGGUACAAGUUCAAGUUCAAGCGAGGAUGGAUCGGAAUAUGAAUCAACAAGGGAGGUUGUUGAUUCUGAGACAAAUGAGUCACUAUCUGAGAGCGAAUCCAGUCAGUGGGGUAUUCCAUCCAAUACGGAGAGUAAGUACACGAGCAAGGGUUUAUCGCCAUCAUGGGCGGAAUCUCCCACUCCCUCGUCCUCGUCACGAGCGUGUUCUAUUACAGCAGAGCAGUGGGCAUCGGUUACUAACCAAAAUCAAAGUGAACCGAAAAUGGCUAGAAAUAUGUAUGGUGAUCUGGUACCAGUUGCUCAGCUAGCAGUAACCUGUGUCUCAAACACCGAUUUGUAUGGAAAUCCACUACCACCAGUUGCCUCACAACAAAGCUAUAGGUCUAGUGGAUUACCAUCAUUUCUUGAUCCAAACUAUAAUGGUCAAACAAAAACGGCGUUUUAUGCCAAAAUUGUCAAAGAUGCCAGCAAUGGUGAAUCCCCGGGAAAUGAUGACAGUUCUGAACAUGACGGUAGCUCAGUUGAAGAUGGUACAAGUUCAAGUUCAAGCGAGGAUGGAUCGGAAUAUGAAUCAACAAGGGAGGUUGUUUAUUAUGAGACAAAUGAGUCACUAUCUGAGAGCGAAUCCAGUCAGAGGAUAGAUUCCAAUGAAAUGUACGCGCCUGCAGCACGUCUGAAGCUUUUCGAAGAUUCAUGGAUUUUUCUUCCACAAGAAGUUCAAAGUCCACAAGAUGAACGUGUAGUGUACAUUUCUCCACGAUGUUGGUGGGGUAUUCCAUCCAAUACGGAGAGCAAGUACACAGGCAAGGGUUUAUCACCAUCACGGGCCGAAUCUCCCACACCUUCGUCCUCGUCACGAGCGUGUUCUAUUACAACAGAGCAGUGGGCAUCGGUUACUAACCAAAAUCAAAGUGAACCGAAAAUGGCUAGAAAUAUGUACGGUGAUCUGCUACCAGUUGCUCAGCUACCAGUAACCUGUGUCUCAAACACCGAUUUGUAUAGAAAUCCACUACCACCAGUUGCCUCACAACAAAGCUAUAGGUCUACUGGAUUCACAUCAUUUCUUGAUACAAACUACAAUGGUCAAACAAAAACGGCGUUUUAUGCUAAAAUUGUCAAAGAUGCCAGCAAUGGUGAAUCCUCGGGAAAUGAUCACAGUUCUGAACAUGACGGUAGUUCAGUUGAAGAUGGUACAAGUUCAAGUUCAAGUGAGGAUGGAUCGGAAUAUGAAUCAACAAGGGAGGUUGUUGAUUCUGAGACAAAUGAGUCACUAUCUGAGAGUGAAUCCAGUUAG